Messenger RNA from Manis pentadactyla (Chinese pangolin), 1676 nucleotides. RefSeq names its product divergent protein kinase domain 1B (gene DIPK1B). The transcript has 5 exons. Bases 137 to 1417 code for a protein of 426 amino acids. The record is from RefSeq and is a predicted model, not a curated record. Lineage: Eukaryota; Metazoa; Chordata; Mammalia; Pholidota; Manidae.
CUGUCGGCGGAGCGCGCGCCCCCGCGUGGACGCGGACGCGGGCGCGGGCGGAGAGGAGGAGCGGCCGCCGUUGCGGGCCGGCCCGCGGGGCUGAGGCCGAGCCGAGCCGGGCCCGCGCACCGGCCGGGCGCCCACCAUGCGGCGGCUGCGGCGCCUGGCGCACCUGGUGCUCUUCUGUCCCUGCUCCAAGGGUCUGCAGGGCCGGCUCCCAGGCCUCAGGGUCAAGUACGUCUUCCUGGUCUGGUUGAUCAUCUUUGCGGGCAGCUGGAUGGCAUAUGUGCACUACUCGACGUAUGUGGAGCUCUGCCGGGGGCACGUCUGCCAGGUGGUCAUCUGUGACCAGUACCGCAAGGGCAUCAUCUCCGGGUCCAUCUGCCAGGACCUGUGCGGCCUGCACCAGGUGGAAUGGGGGGCCUGCCUUUCCUCUGUCCCAGGCCAGCAGGUGUAUAGCGGUCUCUGGCAGGGCAAGGCGGUGACCAUCAAGUGCGGCAUCGAGGAGGGCCUGCAAUCCCAGGCUGGCUCAGACACCGUCCCUGGGAGGGAGCUGGUGCUGUUUGACAAGCCUACGCGGGGCACCUCGAUUAAGGAGUUCCGGGAGAUGACCCUCAGCUUUCUCAAGGUGAACCUGGGAGACCUGCCCUCCCUGCCUGCUCUGGUUGGACAGGUCCUGCUCAUGGCUGAUGUCAACAAGGAUGGUAGGGUGUCCCUGGCGGAGGCCAAGUCGGUGUGGGCCCUGCUGCAGCGCUCAGAGUUCCUGCUAUUACUGUCUCUGCAGAAGGACCAUGCCCCCAGGCUGCUGGGCUACUGCGGUGACCUGUAUGUCACCGAGGCUGUCCCACACAGCUCCUGGCCCGGGGCCGCGCUGCCGCCCCUCCUGCGCCCACUGCUGCCCCCCGCCCUCCAGCAGUGGCUGGGGCCUGCGUGGCCCUGGCGGGCCAAGAUCGCCUUGGGGCUGCUGGAGUUCGUGGAGGAGCUCUUCCACGGCUCCUACGGGAACUUUUACAUGUGUGAGACCACGCUGGCCAACGUGGGCUACACUGCCAAGCACGACUUCAGGAUGGCUGACCUGCAGCAGGUGGCGCCUGAGGCCACAGUGCGCCGCUUCCUGCGGGGCCGCCGCUGCGAGCACAGUGCCGACUGCACGUUCGGCCGCGACUGCCGGGCCCCCUGCGACAAGCUCCUGCGGCAGUGCAAGGGCGACCUCAUCCAGCCAAAUCUGGCCAAGGUGUGUGAGCUGCUGCGGGACUACCUGCUGCCCGGCGCCCCCGCCGACCUGCAGGAGGAGCUGGGCAGGCAGCUGCGUACCUGCACCACGCUGAGUGGGCGGGCCGACCAGGUGGAGGCCCACCACGCCCUGGUGCUGAGCCAGCUCAAGGCCCUGCUCUGGAAGAAGAUCUCCCACACCCAGUACUCCUGACCCCAGCCCUGCAGGCUGCCCGUGCCUGGAGGCUCUUGCCUUUGGGUCCCUGUCCCUCUACCUUGCCACCCAAUAUGGGCUGGGGCUGCAGGGGCCUGGGGCCCAGGCCCCCCCAGCACUCCCAACAACUGGACCCUUCUCUGGAAAGAGGCAGCAAGGACCUGGGCCUCAACACCAAGGGCUGGCCAGGUGCCCACCCUGCCAAGCUGGGUUCUACUACUGAGGAAUGUACGAUGUAAAUAAACAGCUUUUCCGUGAG